GGUGCUGAGCUGUGCUGCCGGGGGAUGGCGAAUUUAUGAAGAGGUUGCCAUGGACAGUGGCGAUAAGAGAAAUCUAGAUUAUCUUUACUGUGAACUUUUGGAACAGGACAGUUUUGUUUCUCCAGCGAGGUCUGAAAGUGAAACAUCUGUGGAUAUCUACGAUGGUCUGGACGUUAGCCAUAAUGGAGGAGGGCAGUCUACUUCACAUGAAGCUACAGGAGAGAAUAGACCAGCUAGGAACUGUUUCGAUCUGUAUGAGGAGAUUCUCACUGAAGAGAGGACAGCAAAGGAAACCUCCUUCAAAGAGUUUCAGGAAAAGUUCAAGGAACGAGAGAAACAAGUCGGAGAGCUGAUGAAAAAAAUGCAAGAAUUACAAACUCAGAACUCCACCUUGGCGAAUGAAAACAUCCAGCUGAAGAAAAACAUGUCAGCACUUAUCAAAACUGCUCGUCUGGAAGUUGUCCGCAAGGAUGAAGAAAUCAAUCGGCUGAACCGGAGAGAGUCCAUGAAUUGGAUUGGUCAACGCGGUCAUUCCAAUCUUCCUCCUGGAUCGUUCAAUGUUCCAGCUUCACCACAGACUGCAAAAGGCCUGCAUCCUGGUAAACUUCGUCCUUGUCCCUCCAGACCUGGAAAUGUUGAACCGAGCCCGGCAACUGCUUGUUUGAACAAAGUGGGUAAAUGUUUGCCAACUGAGCCGCAUAAAGCAGAGACUAAUGUUUCAGAAUCCAAAAGAAAAUGGUGUUUACGAAAAAGCACAUCAUCUCUUUCCAACCCUCUGCUGCCUCUAUGCAGUGACCUUCCACUUAGGUCUCCGGCACAUCAAGACAAUGUUCCACCUCAGCUAAAAAUCCCAGGUGUGGAUGCAAUGGGACCUUUUCCUUUUGAGGCGAGAGUAGUGGUGGAGAAAAUAAACAUCCAAAACUCUGGUAGAUGUACAAAUGUUGGAAAGGCAAAUGGCUGCAUCAUUGAUCUGCCAAGCAUUGGAAAUAAGAAUAAAGAAGUUGAUAUUCUGGCAGAGAUUGAUAAAGUUGAACAACUUUGCCAGAGAACAAAACUGCGUUCUGAAAUGAGAAGCCUGGUAAGACACAACCCGGAGAAAAGAGACCAGAUUGGGAAUCACUUUAGUCAGGACACUUCCAAAGGCAGUCCAGAGAUGAGAGACAAGAGAACAUCUGCAGAGAAGGAAGAAAAGCAUAAAGACAAAGAAGAAAAGCAUAAAGACAAAGAGGCAAAGAGAAGUGAUGCCAGACCAAAAGAGCUGAAAACAGACAGGAAAAAAGAUCGGCAAAGUGAUCAGGAAGACAGUAAAAAUAAGCCAAGGGACCACCGUGCGAGAAGUCGGCUGCAUGAAAAGGACAGGGAACCAGAAAGACGAAAAUCUGAAAAAAUGAGAGAAUCGCUUAAACGGGUGUCUCCUCUGAGCCCUCGGAAAAGCAGUAGAGGAGUCGUGAGCACAGAAAGGGAGCACACUUCCAGAGAGAGGCGAGAGCGAAAGGUUGCGAGCGAGAACUCAAGAAAGGAGAUUCGGAACCCCAAAGGGGACAGAGACCAAAAGAGUAAGUGUUCAAAUCGGAAUGAACGAGGCGCUGAGAGCACCAAUGAGAAUGGUAAAAGAAGUGUUGGAAAUGACCGAAAUCUAAAAAGGGAAGAAAGUAAACCGCAGGAAAAAGAUAAAUGCGAGCGUAAAGAUGAUCGAAGAGACCACAGCCAUGGCGGGCAUUGUACAAGAGAUGGAAAAGAUGUUACAAGAAGAGAGACAGAGGAGAGAGGAGGGAAAGACAGAACAAGGUUGGCUGACAGCAGUGAGGAGAUGUCGGAAGAAUCUCAAGCAGUUGACUCAAAGAAAGAAAGGUCACAUGUAAAUGGCACAGAUAACUUGCAAACUCCAGCAAUUACAUAUAGUCUAUCAAAAUCUACAGAUCCUAAAUUGCAGUUCAUGGAAACUUUGCAACUAACAGUUUCUCCUGUAAAGCAGCCAUCAUCUGUGGCUUGUGAAGUGAAUCUUGAAAAGCAGUGCAGCCAUGAAGCUGGGGGCGAGGAGGCUGCAGAAAUGAAUUCUUGCUUGUCUGCUGAGCCCAACUUCAAUUCCAAGCAGCUUUUUGAGACAGUUGAAGAAACUGAAGCAGAGGAGACAAUUUGCCAAGCUGUUAGGUCACCAGUGGAGACUUCUGAGAUUCAAGCUUCUCAAACGGAUUUGAUAGGGGACAAAUCAGUAAUUCCUUCUUGCUCACAACCUCAAUGGGAUGAAGAAGAAGAGAAUAACCUGAAAGUUGGUUUGGAGGAGAGCGCGCCACUUUGGACUGUACUCUCCGAAUGCACUGCAGAUGACCCCGAAAUGUUACCUGAAGUUGUCGUAGAGACCAUUGGAACUGUGGAAGUUAUCAGCGAAGAGCUUUCUCCAGUUAAUGGAAAUUCAGAGGUGAUAGAAAUUGGCAGUGCUGUCACUGGAGACCAGGCACAACCCAUAAAAGAACAUGAAUUGGUCAAUUGUGACAAUGGCGGUGAAGUUGCUGAAAAAUCGGAACUCUUUAUGGAAGUGGACCUGGUUCCCGGCAUUGAGAGAGAGCUCGGAGAGAGCUCGGAGCAACCAGCAGAAAUCAACACCAACGUUGCUGAUGGAAAGCUUGAAGCUUCAGAUAUAUCUUUAGAUGUACGUGGGCCCGCUGAUGAAAAAUGGGCCCCAAAUAUAGAACCAGAUUCUACCAGCUGUGAACUGCAGCAGAUGAAUAUCUAUGUAGAAGUGGCUUCAAAAACUGUGACUAAAACUCCGGUUAAUAGCGAUUACGUGCCCUACGAACAGGAAGAAAAUUCCAUUCAGAGCAUUGACUUCAAUUACAUUGGGCACAUCCCUGACCCCAUCAGUCCACUAACCAGUCCCCUGCGUCCUGUAAAACCUUUAGCACUGGAGAGCUUGUGUGCACCGCCUGCUAUCAACUUUGAGCACAAAGAUUCUGUACCUGAAGUGCAAGAGGGUAAUGGCUCAAGGAGCUGCGCUUUGGAGUUAAACAAAGAAAAUUGUCAGCCAGUGUGUAACCCGGGAGGGAAGGCUUUGGGGAAUUCUUCCGAAGAAUCUUUGCCCGAAGAACUGGAGGAAGGAGAAAUUGUAAGUGACGAAGAGGAGUGUACACCUGCCACACAAAAAUCUGGGUGUAACAUUCAGGCCCCAAAAGGGAGUGAUAGCCAAGAGAAGAGUAAGCCAAGCAACAACCCACAUAAGAAGAGAUCUAUGAAUCAUGACAAGCCAACUACAAAGUCGAUUGUUAAGUGCUCUCCCACUGAGCACUCGACCAAAACUAAGGAGGCAAAUAGAGGAGAUGAAUCGAAUAAGAUGAACUCCAGGUUAUCGGAUCAAAAGAGCGAACGGCCAAAGCGUUUGGCCUCCCCGAGGAGUUCUGUGGAGAGAAAUCAGGUUAAAUCUGCAGUGUCCGUCUUAAUGGAAUCAUUAACGGUCACUCGGAAGAAUAUCCGGACGAGGUACAUGAAGCUACAUAAGCAGUUUGAAAUCCGCAGUUUUCAAAGGAUUAUUGAAAUUGCCUUUGCAGAGUUCACAUCCAUUGUGAAACAGACAGAUUUUCCACAGUCUCGCCAGCAUCUGAAGUCCUGCAUCUGUGUAGCAAUUAAGACUAUGCUGUCCCAGGUAAAAUGCAAUGGAAUAGUUAGCAGUAUUUUCUCACAGCAGGCCCCAAACAUGAAGGAGAAGUUGUGGAUAUUUGUAGAAAAGCAGUUGGAUUUCAUGUUUGACAAGGUGCGUGAAACUUUCAUCUCGUGUGACAGUAUAAAUGUAGAACUGGCUCUGGAGGAGAAAAAGAAGAGUGAGAGAAUAGGCAGAAAGCGGAAGAGAGACACAAUUCUCGAACACUUGAACAAAAAAGUAGACCGUAAAUUGCCAAACCCGCAAGUGUCCUCCUCAUCUUCAAAGUCAUUUGUUAAGCAUAACAUACCCAAUAAAAAGAGCUCUGGGAAAACCAAACCAGUUAAUGAGCAUACUAAAGGGAAAGGGAAAGGAAGCGAAGUCGUGAAGAAGCAUUCUAAAAAAAUUGUGGAUAUUUCAGGUGAUGGUACCACAAAUGGAGGAGAAUCCAAAGUAUGCUCUCCAAAAGAACCAAAUGGUCUGUCAAUCAUCAAUGCAAACCCUCCCAGCGAUGCAAACCCUCCCAGCGAUGCACAGAUAAUUUUGAGUUCCACAAAGGAUUCCCAUGAUAAAGCUGAACUGGGAAUCUUGACUGAACAGCAGACCUCCACGCUCACAUUUAACCUGGUGAGCGAUGCUCAGAUGGGUGAAAUAUUUAAGUGUUUGUUACAAGGCGCAGAUUUUUUGGACCAAGGCAUUUCGACAUUGGAGUGUAAUUCCUGGUCGACUCCGGAAAAGAUCACAUCUGCCAAUGCUAUGCAAGACUUGGCUGGCAUUGAUUCUACUCCAGAUAAAACUCCAUUGAUGCCUCAGGGGGAUAGUCUAUCCUGGGCUCCUGUUACACCAAAUAAACAUGAAGUUGCCAUACCACCACCUCUGGAUCCAGAUAUUUUGGAUGAAAGCUGCAUGAUGGAAAUUCCUGAUACUGUUGAGCAAGCCAAAGAUGAUAUUGUGGUCAACUUGCAGGAAGACUGCAAUGGCCAAAAGAUUCCUGAAAACAGUUGCAUCAGACAGAUGCGAUCCUCUCUUUCCUCCAUUCUGAUGGAGGAUCUGGCUGUUUCUCUCACAGUCCCUUCACCCCUGAAGUCAGACGGACAGAUUAGCUUUCUAACCUCUCAGGAUGCAGAGACUUUGUGCGACAUGAGGACUGAUGCUAUACUGUCAGCGAACUACUGUGAAAAUGCACUCCUUGAAGAAGAGGAUGCUUCAGAGCAGGACAUACACCUGACUCUGGAUUCGGAUAAUUCCAGCAGCGGAUCGAGCAGCUCCUCAAUGUGGAACAUCCCGCUCCCGUCCUCCACUUUGCAGCACUUGCUCCACUCCCCAAUGCAGGCGGUGGUAAUGGAGAAAUCGAACGAUCAUUUUAUUGUCAAAAUAAGGUGUCGGCCGCCCAGCUCUAACGAUGUUCAGCAGGGUUCUCCUGUCUCAGCGCUGGUGAAAGAGGGUCAAGGAGCUCAACUGGAGCUGAGCGCUGUGUGUGGCUCAGAGACAGUUGGUGAGGAGGUGGCAGUGCCCUGCAGAGAUGUGGAAGUGGUGCAUAGUGAUUGGCAGUGCCCGCUUGAACAACCACAAGAGUUGCCUAGUUCCUUGACUGAUGGCAUGUGCGAGCCAGAGUCGGAUUCAGAUGCAGGCGCAAAGACACCUGGUUCACACGAACGGCGCGUGUCAGAAACAGAAGAUCACAAGCGUCCUGAGGUGCCAGGCAAGGCCUGUGAUAAAUUGAAAGAAGCUGACGAAGCUGUCACUGCAUCUCCUGGUGACGUGACUGUGGUGGAACGACAUGAUGACCUUGGUUCAAGCAACAGGAAAAGGAAAAACAGUGAGAAGGUAGAUCCCUUUGCAAAAAAGUCACGGGAGCAAGACAAGCUUAUAAAAAGCAAUAAGAAAACAAGGAAAGCUAAAGAAAUCAGCAGCAAAAGAAAUUCAGGAAAGAGAACUCCAUGCAAAGCUGCUGUUACUCCAGAAAAAAAUGUGAAUGGAUCUAGUCAGUCAUCUGUCUCAUCUCCAACAAGCCUCCCUGCUAAGAACGUUAUUAAGAAGAAUGGUGCAGUUGUGGUAAUGUGGACCAGGGAGAAUGAUCGAGCCAUACUAUUGGAUUGUCAACAAAAGGGGGCAAAUGAAACAACAUUCAGUUACCUAGCUACCUCAUUGAAUAGGUCCCCACGUCAGGUCUCCGAAAGAUUCUACCGUUUAAUGAAAUUAUUCAAAAAAUCAGAAAGCAUGAACAGCUGAAAACGUGCGUCUUAUGGAUUGUAUGUGCGUUGUUUGCUGAAGACACUCAAAUAGUUCUGGAAAAGAGAGCAUUAAAGUUUCAACACAAAUUACAACCCAAAAGCUUUAAAUCAAUAGUUUAAUUGAUUCAAUCUCCUACCAAGAUGUAGAGAAAAUAUUUGAAAUGGCUCACUUGUACAAAGGGAAGUCAAUGGAAUGUGACCAUUGAUAACUUUGCACCAGAAUAAAUGAAACACGACAAACUCUUUCAUGUUUUAAACAAUAGGACUUGGUUUACUCCUGCGCUCAUCAGUUUAAGAAAACAAUGGUGAAUAUAAAUUCAAUAGUUCUUUUUAAAUGCAUAUAUUUGUUAUCAUUUUUUGCAGUUUUAUCCCCACAAAAGCAUCUGCAUUUACAGGCAUCCACCAGGAAUUUACAGUAUGUCCACUGAGCUAUGUUGUUCAUUAACGAUCGAGUAUAUGUAAUUUGUACAUAGAGUUAUUGUUCAGACGGUUUAUAUUUUUUAUGUGUAUAUUUGAAGAUUGGUUCAGACCUUGUUUUUGAACUUGUACACCAUUCUGACCCGUUUUUACAGUGUUGCUCAAUAGAAUGUUGUAAAUUUGUCUAUAUUAUAAAAACAAGUUUUUGAAGUUGCAACAGUGUUAAUGUAUGUUUCAAAAGUUGAACAUUAAGUGUAAUUUAUUUUUGCUGGGUUUCAAUGUGAGAAGUAAAAAGACAUUUUUAAUUUCUGUAUUCUGUAUUUUUGUAUCAUGUCUAGGAAAGACAUGUAGGAUACUCUGCUCAUUUCAGUUUUCUUGUAAUGGUUACUGAUAAUCGAAUUUGAAACAUAUUGCAGUUAGAUUGGUUAAUUUGGUUUCAUAUACUUAAAGAAAAUUUAUAAUCAUUUAAUUGAAAUAUGUAAAUUAUAAUUUGUUUUGGCUGGCGCUGGAAGAUGUAUUUUCUCUACUUGCUGGCAUUUUUAGAAAGGAUAGCAAUUUAACGAAGGCUAAAUGUGAGGUGUUUAUCAUGCGUUCCUGACUGCUCAUUGGGAAAUGAACUUGCCAAAUUUUGUUUUUUAACCUGACUUUGAAUGGUGAUGUAGAGGUAAACUGCAAGUCACUCAUUUGUAUUUCUCCAUCAAGUGACCUUAGGUCCCUGAUCUGGUAGCAAUAGAUUGGAAUUGGAUGUUGAACUUUUCAGUGAAGGGACAGGGAGCACCAUUUAAUGGUUUAAAAAAAACUUCUAAAAUCUUGACUCUUGUAGUAACAUUCCAGGACAAGAUGCUGAAGUGUUCUUAUUCUCAUACAUAUCUAGAAAUAUUAAUUUUAGAAAUGCUCACUGCUAUGAAGGAUACCUUCCUCUACAAUGUUCUGCUGGAGUAGUCAAUGAUCUAGUUUUUGCCAAUCAAUGCCUAUUUUUCUGAACAUUUUCUGCCAUUAGUGCUGUGACUCAUCUCAACCAAAUUUAUUUUGUUUACGUUUUUAAACCUUUAAAAUGUUGCUGACAUUUUGACAGAAGUCUCUAUACCUGAGGCUACAUUCUAAUAUUCCCAAUGUUCCUCUCCCUGAAAGCAAUUUGAGGGGAGCCAAUUUUGCUGAGAGGAACAAUCUUGUAUUUCAGUCCAAAAACCUCCAAAUAUAAAAAAUAUAGGGUUUUAAAGUUGUCUGAAUGUUAGAGAAAUAAAUAGAUGGACUUUUGGCACAGUAUUAUUUAAGUGUAGAAUGAGCAUAUAUGAUGCAGCUGAUAACCUAUUGCCUAUUAAGGCCUGAUGGUACAUCAUAAAAUGAAUGAUAGUGUUAAAUUACUGAACUGCAAAUGUAGAAAUUUCAUUUGCAUGAAUAUUGGAUCAACUUUUUAAAAGAACAUUGUCUUAAAAGGCUCAAUGUAGAUAUUUGCUCAAUUGGUAAAUGCCUGAUAUGGUAUGGAGUUGUCAUAAUCCUUGCAUUUGAUAUAGCGCCUUAUCACAUCUUUGACGA
Messenger RNA from Callorhinchus milii (elephant shark), 7818 nucleotides. RefSeq names its product caspase 8 associated protein 2 (gene casp8ap2). The coding region runs from base 50 to 5863 and encodes 1937 amino acids. The record is from RefSeq and is a predicted model, not a curated record. Gene Ontology annotation, biological process: extrinsic apoptotic signaling pathway via death domain receptors; Fas signaling pathway. The transcript is spliced from 10 exons. Lineage: Eukaryota; Metazoa; Chordata; Chondrichthyes; Chimaeriformes; Callorhinchidae. Gene Ontology annotation, molecular function: transcription corepressor activity. Gene Ontology annotation, cellular component: mitochondrion; PML body.